Molecule: messenger RNA, 351 nt
Organism: Chenopodium quinoa (quinoa)
Lineage: Eukaryota; Viridiplantae; Streptophyta; Magnoliopsida; Caryophyllales; Amaranthaceae
Exons: 2
Coding region: 1-351 (116 amino acids)
Source: RefSeq, a predicted model, not a curated record
AUGAAGCUAGAUGACACACUUUUGGCGUAUCGAACUGCAUUUAAAACACCAAUAGGUACUUCACCUUAUAGAUUAGUAUAUGGGAAGGCAUGUCAUCUUCCCGUGGAGUUGGAAUACAACGCUUUUUGGACAAUCAAGGAGCUUACCAUGGAUUCUAAGGUUGCGGGAAAACUAAAGUCUAGGUGGUUAGGCCCCUUCACUGUCACUAAGGUGAACAAGUUUGGUUCGGUUGAGCUAGUGAAUAACGAAGGUGAAGAGUUCAAGGUGAAUGGCCAACGAUUGAAGGUGUAUCAUGAGGGCGCUACUGUUAGAGAUGUGGAGGAAACCCUCCUAACUCCACUUCCAUCAUGA